Drosophila gunungcola (fruit fly) is the source of this 4776-nucleotide messenger RNA. RefSeq lists its product as uncharacterized. Lineage: Eukaryota; Metazoa; Arthropoda; Insecta; Diptera; Drosophilidae. Gene Ontology annotation, molecular function: zinc ion binding; metallocarboxypeptidase activity. The record is from RefSeq and is a predicted model, not a curated record. Gene Ontology annotation, biological process: proteolysis.
CCAAACAGUCAUCACCGCAUCAUAGUCGUCGAACCAAAGUCGUCGCGGAGUAGUGGCGUGAGAAUAAGACAUGGGAAGUGAGCUGCCCGUUUUGCUCUUGAUCGUGAUCGAUGUCCUGGUCUUGGUCGCGGCCAUUGACUUUGGCUAUCAUCCGAGUGCCGAGGAGUUCGACAGCCUGUUGCGCACCCAGAACUGGGGUCGCCAUCUCCUGCAGCGUCGCGUCCAGGAGCGUCGAUUUGUGCCGCGCUACCAGCACCAGACCUCCAUACGCUUCGAACCGCCCGACUUGGACUUCCAGCUGUUCGAUGGGGAGCAUCAGGAUCGGCCAGGAUCGCAGCCAUAUGUCUUUGAGUCCGUGGAGGAUAAUCAGCCGUCGGCGGACCAGUUUCAUGUGCAAAGUGAACUGCUGGAGAUCAAGGAGCCGCAGCCGAAGCCCAAUGCCACCACCACCACAUUUCCCAUUUACUUCACGCACCCAACCACCGGCAUUGUCUACGCCAUAAGUCAGGUGGGCGGGGGUCAAAGUUCAGGUCCCAUAGCAACCACCCAAAGUCGAAACGAUAGCAAUGGCAUAGCCAUUUAUGUGACCAAGGCGCAAUACGAUGAGGAUUUGGAGAGUUUGCGAAGGCAAUAUGAGAAGUACUGCCAAUCCGGAACGGUUAUAUCCACCUGAGUAAGUCCGGGAAACCAGGAAGGCGGAACCACCGCCAGACCUCAGAUCAUACGUUUGAAGAAGCCCAAAGAUCCACUCAGUAUCCACCAAGCCAGCAACAAGUUGCCCAAGCCAAGUCAUCGGCCACCGCCUGUGAUGGUCACCAGUGGACCCGUCGAUCAUGUAAGCGAUCAGCUGCUCAAGCUGACCACCAAACCCACCAAAACCACCAGCACGCCAAGGCCAAAUACGAGAAGAAAGAAGCGCAAGAAGAGACCAAAGAACAAGAAUAGAGUGAUUAAAAAGAGACCGGGUUAUGGGGCGAACCACACUAGAGAUCAGCCGGGACCUUUGCCCAUUUAUUUGGGUAAGAGACCCAGUGGCAGUAGCUCUAGCCCCACCAGCACCACUCGACCACCGCCGGCUUAUACCCAAUUGGAGAAACCACAUAUGCCACACGCCACUUUGCCCACCACCAAUGUUUUCAGCCAGCAUCUACUGCGAAAUGGUGAAGAGCCAACGGAAGAAAGUGAAGAAACACUGAAAGAACAGGACGGCCAUGAGACAGUUGAGCCACUCAAUCUCAGAAGACGCCGUUCGCUGGAAGAUUUGGCAGGAGAACUAAUGGAACCACUUUAUCCAAAAAGACGUUCUUCUUUAAAGACACUUACAAAAACGAGAAUAUUUAGAAGUGUUGUUAAUAAGGCAAGAAAAGAGUCUGAAAGUGUAGUCAAAAAAGGAGAAUUUAUUGGAGAACGACAACGUUCUUUGAAGAAUUCCAGAAAUGUGAAGAAAGAAAGUGAUGCCUCUAAAACAUUGCACAGUAGAAAUCGUAGGUCCUUGGAGACCCCCCAAAAGUUGGGAGCACAAAAAUAUGUAAUACAAAAAUCUACUGAGAAAGUUAUUGCAAAUGAACCAGAAGAAUUGCAAAAAGGAGUUACCAAAGAGCCGCAAAAAGGGGUCACCAAAGAGCCGCUAAAAGGGACUAAAAAAGAAUCACCAAAAGCUGUGUUAAAGGUGUCGCAAAAUAUAUUAUCGAAGGGAUCCCAAAAUGUGGUAGCCGCUCGACGGGUGAGCACGCCCAGAAGACGCUCCCCGAAGGGAAGUUCCAGAAAGCGAAAGACCAAACAAAAACCACCAGAAACCACUCAGAAGAAAGAUAAGAAUUCAGGCGGAGUGGCCCAUAUACCCAUUGCCGUUCAUCUGCUCCACCGAAAUCAUAGCCAAGAUGAAAUAAAAGUACCAGCCAAAGCCAAUCAGAAAAAAAGAAAAAUGAGUAAGGAACGCAAACGUGGACGACCAGAGUUGCCAAGUUUUGAUGUAUUCGAACUGCUGUCUGAUGGGGAUUACGAGGAUGAAGAGGAGGACAACGAUGAUGAUGACUACUAUUUUGAUGGAGGUGAAAAGGAAAAGGAUAAGGAUAAGGAAAAGGAUGAUCUAGAGGAACCCACUCAAAGUGGCAGCACAGAGGCCCAGAGCUCGGAUCUCAAAGAGGAUAGCAGUUCCGCCGAGGAGGGCGCUGAUUUUGGGGCCAUGGUUGAGGAGGAAACCACGACGAUAUCCACCAUGUCCAGCAGUGAGGAGGAGGACACCAAGAAUUCAGUGGCCAACAAGAAGAAGAUACGCAUCAAAAGGCGGCCGGAGAAUUCCGAUGAGGAUUACGACGAUGAUGAGGAUUCCGGCAUAGGUGGCUUCUUUCGCAUGAUCUUCUAUCCCGUCCAAGUGGCCAUGUCGCGACUGAUGGACGGAUUCGGUAAUGCCGAUGAGGAGGAGGAAGACAAGGAGCCGGCCAGUCCGCCCGUGUCCAAGUACCCCAGUUACACCCUCUAUCACAGUGCCCACAGCAAUGAGGCCUAUGCCGAGGAUGAGGACGGGGAUGGGGAUGGGGAUGAGGAUUCAACUGAUGACUCCUCCUCGCUGGGCAGCUGGUUUAGCUCCUGGUUUGGCCUGCAGCGACGCACCAAGAAGAUCGGCAGCACCACCACCACCACCACCACGGUGCCGGUGGCACCAGUACCACCACCCACCAAGGAGCCACCCGGCUGGCUGGAGUCCUGGUUUGGAUUCGGCAAGACCACCACGGAGGCGGACGGCGAGGAUGACUACGACAAAUGGUUUUCCAGCUGGUUCGAUUCGAGGCCAAAACGGAAGGUUAGACGUCGCUCCACCACCUCCACGUCGACCACCACGACCACGACCCACACGCCAUCGGCGGCCCAAGUGCCCAUCUUGACCAUUGUGGAUCCACUGCGGAAUCCGCAAAAUUGGAUUGGCAUACUGGCCCAUCACAUUGUCAAUUCCACGGGCAAUGCCAUGGCCUCCACAACCACCAGUAAUCCGCUGCUUCAGGCUUUAGCCACUCGGAUGACCACCAGGGGCACCACCACUAGCACCACCACCUCCAGGCCGGAGAUUCCCCGCCGGAUUAGCUACGAUAAGUACCAGAUCUGGCGUCUAAAGCCGCAGGAUGAGGAGCAGGUUCGCGCCCUGGAGGAGUUCAAAAAGGGCGACGAUGGGGUUAAGAUGCACUGGCUCAAGGGACCCAGUCUCAGAGGUCUCACCGAUGUUCUGGUGCCCCCCAAAAUGCUGGUGGACUUCCAGGGCACCCUGAACUACGAGGGCAUUGCGCAUGAAGUGCUCAUCUUUGAUGUGGGCAAGGCCAUUGCCUACGAGCUGACCAAAGAGGAUUACCUGCACACAACUCGACCCUCGAAGCCGCGACCCACUGUUCCGCCACCCAUGACCUGGAAUCGCUACCACAAUCACGAUGAGAUCGUCAAGUAUCUGGAGACGGUGCGCAUGCGCCAUCCACAGCUGGUCGAGCUCAUCCACAUUGGCCGCUCCUACGAGGGUCGUCCCCUGAUUGUGGUGAAGAUCGAGUCGAAGCAAUCAGCGGCGAUGGCGAACAGCGAUGGUCUGCAGACGGUUAAGCGACCGAAACGGAAACGGAAGUCGGGCCAGGCCAAUGCCGUGUUUGUCGAGGCCGGAGCCCAGGGAUUGGCCUGGAUCGGGCCCGCCACGGCCACCUGGAUGAUAGCUGAGCUGCUGCGACUGAUGAAGACAAACAAGAGCAACGAAGAUGUGGAGUUCAUUAGGAACACCACGUGGUAUAUAAUGCCAGUUCUAAAUCCGGAUGGAUAUGCCUACAGCCACGAGUACGAUCGGUUCUGGAAGAAGUCGCGAUCGCAGCACCAGGCUCCGCCACCGAGUGGCCUCCUCGACUCGGCGAUUUCGUGGCUCCAGCAGAAACGAGGUCCGGACAAGGUCUGCCACGGCGUGGAUCUGGACAGGAACUGGCUCUACCACUGGGGCAAGCGGGGCAGCUCCAAGUCGCCCUGCAACGAGUUCUACGCAGGUCCAGCACCGUUUUCCGAACCGGAAACCAAGGCCGUAUCCGAAUUUCUGAUGGACUACAGAACGCAGAUCAAACUAUAUAUAUCGCUGCAGGCCUACGGUCAGGUUAUUUCCUAUCCGGUAAAGGCCAAUUCCACUUUUAACUCCGAAAGGUUGGACGAUUUUCUGGACGUGGCAAUGGUGGGCACCGAUGGAUUGCGAAAGAAGGGCAGUAAAUCUCGAUAUAAGGUCGAUGCAUCCAACGAUCUGAUUGAGCAGCGUUCGGGCUGUGCGGAUGCCUUUGCCGCUUAUGAAAUCGGAAUACCCUUCAGCUACACACUCCAGCUGGCGGACAAUGGAGUGCAUGGCUACCUGCUGCCCAGCAGCGCCAUCGAGCCAACGGCUCGCGAUGCCUUCGAGAUCAUCAGUGGCAUGCUGGACUACAUUUAAAGCUCCGCCUUGGGAUAACCAAUAAAAAUCGGGAGCGGCAGGGAUUCUGGGGGAUGGGCUACAUGUGAAAGAGUUCUAGUUCCUUUUAUCGCGCUUUGGCGGCUUGCGUUCCGGAGAUCACUUGCCACUUUUCCGGAAUACAUUCUCCAAUUAUAUUAGCUUAUUCACAUCUGCAUUUUAUGUAUUCCAAAAUUUUUUUUUAUUACAGAAAAUUACUAUAAUUGAGAUUUUAAUUUAUUAUUGUUAGAUUUAUGUGUAUUAUAACUAAAUAUUAUCUCCUUUUUUUUGGUAGUUGUAAUCCUGCUUAAAAUAAAUAGUGUAUUUAAAACAAAGUCUUAUAU